AUGCGGAUGCAGAACGAGCAGGAUAAGCUGGAUUAUCCACAUUUUGCCCUCAUCUACAUAGACUGGGCCGGCAACCUGCGCCACGAAGCUUCCAAGUCCAUCGCUAAUAGCCGCGAGACAAUUCUGUCCCUAGGGGUCACAGAUGCCUUUCUGCGAGCUGUGGUGUGGUCAAAUGAGGCUGUAGUAUCACAUUCCCUAGCCAAGCAGGGAACCAUAACACUAGCAUCAACCAGAAUGCCACCCAGUGGACAGAUCCGUAUCAACCCACACUUAAACCGUGCUCCUAAUACCGCGGAGGUCCUGAGAGCUGAAGGAUACCAUAGUGUCCCUGUGCCGCCAGUGAAUUUAAUCCAGCCAGCAGUGUGGCCACAGCAUCAAGCUGCCCAGCAAGAGAUCCGGCAUCGCUGGUCUAGGCAAGUUACCAAACAACAACCUAGGCCGAAGGCCUGGAGCCAGAAACUCAAUAUGAAUAGCCAGCAGAAAACAUUAAUCUCGAUUAGAGAUAAAUACUUCCUUCGUCAGUACUAUGAGAAGGCCUUCCAAAAUCUACAGCAGAUAAAUUGUCGAGUCCUGGCAAAGGCUUACGUCAAGCUUGUUGAGCCACGCAAGCAAGUUCACUACCCCUAUAAUGGACGGAAGAUUGUUGCAGGUAGGACUCAACAGUUAGAGCCCGAUGGGACCAAGCCACCAUGGUGGCCGUCUGGAGUGAAUCACCGCGAGCCUGAUCAUCUCCUAAAGGCCGAACGCAUUAGGCUCCUAGUCCACAUUCUUUGCCAGCUCCAGACCAGCCAUGGAAUUACCGCCCGCAGACUCAAAGAAGCCGACCAGUCUAUCCGUCGCCAAAUCUCCCCAGCCAACCGAUUAGAAAUACUCGAUGAGAUCUACCAGGUUAGGGAAGAGGAAGAGAAGUUUCUAGAGGGGACCAACGACGUGAACACCAUGGUGUCAAUUGUGGCAGCGAACCUUCCCGUCGCAUUGGAGACCCCUGUCAGUCAAGGGGGAGGCAGCAGAAAAAGGACCACAAUUGAAGAGAUAUCCGGCCACAAACAGAUACAACCCACGGAAAACACGGCCAUACGCCCUAUCCGGGGAAUUAACGCACCCCAACCUGCCUUUACGACUUGCAAUCUACCCCCGAACUUGUCCCCGGGCAACCCUUGGCCACCCUCCCAUAAUCAGAAUUCGUAUCUUAGCCAAGGCUUUCCAAUACACCCCGUUAUUGACUCUGGCGCAUCAUCAUGGAUGUCGGAACAAGUUAUAAGGCGGAAGCGCCAGUGCGUGGAGACAGAACCGCCUACCACGACCAGCCUUAAUACAACAGGGUGCAACUCACCUAUAUUAGUGAGCUCCCAUCUAUUUAUGCCAGAACCAAACGAGAAGCUUCAGAAUUUCCAAAAUCAGGGCAUCCCGACCGCACCGCAGCCUGUUACAGAGCUAUAUGGAGAGCCUACUGAUCCGUCGUGUGCGUUCCCAUCAUAUUUCGACGCUUCGUCUCUUUGCUCACCCUAA
This is a messenger RNA of Penicillium daleae, 1509 nucleotides long. RefSeq names its product DUF2841 domain-containing protein. Lineage: Eukaryota; Fungi; Ascomycota; Eurotiomycetes; Eurotiales; Aspergillaceae. The transcript has 4 exons. The record is from RefSeq and is a predicted model, not a curated record. Bases 1 to 1509 code for a protein of 502 amino acids.